GAGUCCAGCAUUCCGGGAGCAGAAACCCGCGGCCGGGAACCGCCACGCCUUCCCUGUCGCCCUUCGCUUCAAGUUUGGGAACCAUGAGGGCGCUUGGCUGGGGCAGCCACGGCUCCGGCACCACCCCGAAACCUCGGUCGCCCCUGGGGAGGAGAGCACAUGGUGCCCACAGUUUGAACCCGUGGUAGGCGGCGAGGAAGAAAGAAGGGCGGCCGAGCUCUCCCGAGGUUGACAAACCACUGUGUUCAUUACCAACAGGACCCAGGACAGGAGAGUGCAAAGGCGGCUAUGAGUAGUCCCAGUGCCAAGCCAACAUGUCUGUCACAACCUGUGGUGAAGAGUGUGAUGGUGUAUCGCAAUGGAGACCCUUUCUUCCCUGGCCGACGUGUUGUUAUCCACGAGAAGAAAGUGUCCAGUUUUGAUGUCUUUCUAAAGGAAGUGACAGGUGGCGUGAAUGCUCCUUUUGGAGCUGUGCGGAAUAUUUAUACACCCCGUGGUGGACAUCGCAUUCGUCAGCUAGAUGAGAUUCAAAGUGGAGAGCACUACGUUGCAGGUGGUAGAGAAGCUUUCAAAAAACUAAAUUAUUUGGAUAUUGGAGAGCCAAAGAAAAGACCUGCAGAAAUUAAUAAUGAGUUAUCUCUGGAAGAUGUGAAGCCAGUUACCCACAGCAGAAUUAAUGUGUCUGCACGCUUUCGAAAACCACUUCAGGAGCCAUGCACUAUAUUCCUAGUUGCUAAUGGUGAUCUUGUAAGCCCAGCAGUGCGUCUUUUCAUCCCAAGGAAAGCACUAAAUCAGUGGGAUCGGGUUCUUGAAAUGGUUACUGAGAAAGUUACACUCAGAAGUGGAGCUGUACACAGGCUUUACACUUUAGAUGGAAAACCUGUGGAAAGUGGGAUGGAUUUGGAAAAUGGACAGUUUUACGUAGCAGUUGGCAGAGAUAAGUUUAAGAAAUUGCCGUAUAGUGAACUAUUGUUCAGCAAAUCCACAGUGAAGAGAUCUUAUGGCUCAAAGACAUCCUCACUACCACCUAUUGGUGGAUCUGGAAAAUCAAAGGGGAGUUCAAAAUCUACUGACACAGGAGACACAUUGUCUUCUCCUCAACCUCCAAAGAGAAAGGAAAAGAUUGGACACAAUCAAGAAUCUAGAAAACCUACUAAAUCAAAAGAAGAUGCACAAAUUAUAACCAAAUCUUACAUUUUUCCUGUUAAUGAUGACGGUGUUUACAAAGCUGGAAAAAAGCGAUCUGAAAUGCGAGGGGCAGCAGAAGUCCAAGAAGAUGAAGACACUCAAACUGAGGUCCCAGUAGACCAGCGACCAGCAGAAACCGUGGAUGAGGAAGAAAAUGUAUCACCAGAACAUAAAGCUUUAAAAAAAAGAGAAUAUGCAACGAUGAAUGGAGAAAACGGAGAGGCUAUUAAUGGAAUGGAGGAAGGCAAAGAGAAACAGAAUGACCAUUAUCAAGAUGAAUUACAAGGGCAGAACCUUGACCAAGCAGGACAAGAGGCUAAUGGCCACAUGCAUGGUAGCACAAAUGAAGAAAAUGGUGAGGAAAUGGAUCCCAAUAGUCAUCCAGAAGAAACAAAAGAAGGUAUUGAUGAUCAAAUCCAGGUUGAUUCCAAUGGGGUUUAUGAAAAAGUCCCAGCUCCAAGAGUCACCAUCACCAGUCCACAAGAAAGUGAGAAGAAUGAACAAACCAAUGACUAUGCAGCCGUGGCAUAGGAAUAUUUUAGAGACAUAUAUUCUCAGAAAAUGAAGAAUUUUAUGUUUGGAACAAAGGGUGUCAUUUUCCACAUUUGAUUAAUUUAUGGUAUAAUAAUAUGAUGGAACUUUUUUUACCCAUUAUGCCUUGACAUGAAAAGAAUAUUCAGACACAACUUCAUUAAAGGGAUGUCCAUUAAAAGGAAGUUUAAAUUAUAAAUGCCGACACAAGAUACAAAAUUUUAAGGGAGUAUAUUAAUGAAUAGGGUCAUUAUGGAAGAUGAAAUAUUAAAACAUUAGCCCUAGGUAAGUUUACAAGAAAGAGAUUAAAAAAAAAACAGGUGAAUGAGCUAAAUGAUAUUUUUGUGUUUUUUUAAAAAAAGUCUUUAAACCUUUUUAAGAUGAAUACAUAUUUAUAUAAGCUGCAGUGUAUUCAGAAAAUUUACAUUACUACUAGGGGUAUGACUCUUGGUGAUAAGGUGAAUGUGGCUAGGACUACAUUAGACUUGAUCCUUAACCUUAACUGACUUCUACUAUAUUUAAGGGCUUUUUCUAUUAGAUUCAUUUCAUAUUUACAUGUGGAUCUGCUCUCCCCACUGAAAGGAAUGGUAAACCACUGCAUGUAUAAGAUAGCAGCAUAUACUGAUUGGAACCCUCAUGCCUGGAAUGAAUUGCUGAAUCAGUGGACAGAAUGUGGUCACAAAACAAAGAAGGUUUAUUAAAUCAAUUAACUAUAGAAAUCCUGCUGCAUGCACAUUAAUUGAUAUAUCCUGCAUGCAGUUACAUUAUUGUGAAUUUGAUGAUUGGCUGCUGAUUGGAUUUUGAAAGUAAGUACAUUCAUAAAUUCAUCCAACAUUAUUUUGUUCUGUGCAGCAGAGGUUGGUUGCACCCGGUUCGGCCCAGAUCGGGUGAGCUGGUAGUGGUGGCAGCGGGAGGCUCCGCCCAUCUGGAUGUUUCUGCGCAUGCACAGAAGCGUCGUGCACAUGUGCAAGCGUGCAUGCCAGCACGAGCGAACCAGUAGCACCAGGAUUUGCAACCCACCUCUGCUGUGCAGAUUAUCCUAGUUUAAGUCAAAUAUUCCUUCAAGUCAAAAGAUUCUUCUAAUUGUUCCUAUCAGGAACAAUCUGAAUAAUCACGGCAAGUUGCUAUAUAAAUUUACUGCUUAUGUCCACUUUUUAAAACCCAGGACACAUAACCAAUCACAAUAUUAUGGUUUGAUAAUUUUUUUUAAAAAAACCCAUUAUUUUCAAAAUUAACUCCAACUGGCAAAUCAUGUUCCCUUUGUCUUAAAGUUCAGUUUAUGAAGAACUGAUAUUUUCAAAUACUGAAAAACUAUUGAUAGUUUGUAUAUAUCUCCAUUUAUCCUGGACUCUCAGACUCCAGAAAGAGGCUUAGUUUUAAACUGUUAUAGGAGUUAAUGCUCACUAGGGUCAUAUGUUUGUUUUAUGUGAGAUCUGUAAUUACUUCUAAAUUUUGCUGAUAGCCCUUGUUCAAGCCAUUUGUAUUAUAUAGGUUGAAUCUUUAUUCUAAGUUGAUAUGUUUAGCUUGUUUUUUUUCAAAUAAUUUGACCACCUUAAAAUAUCUUUGUUGUUAUUAUAUAUGAAUAACUGAACAUGUUUUAACAUGUAAUCCUGAGGCUGACCUACAGACAGCUAGUCCGAAUUUUUGUCUACCCUAUUCUAAUAACAGUAUCCAUAUUGAUGCUAUAGUUAGCAACUGACAUUUGCUAACUAUGCAGAUAGCAUAGAUAGCUAAUGCCAUUUUAAUCAGAAGGAUUGUAACUCAAUUCAAAAAGUGACCCUCCCAGUUCAAUUAGUGUUCCUAGAAAUUAAUUUAUCUCUAAGCUGAUGUGACACUGAAUAAAUGCUGUCUGUAGAUCCUCAACCCUCUGUUUUCAGUGAUAGAAGUAAUAGCGAGAGAUUGAUUUGUGGCCACCGAACACAUUUUUACUCAUUAUAUACUGAUGUUUCAAAUAUGGUUAAUUGGCCUUUGAAAAUAAUUCUUGUCCUAUCGGAUCCUGGAUCCAUUUAUGUACUCGUUUUAAAACUGCUUUGGUUGUUUGUACUAAAGAUGGAUAAAUGGAUGCAGCUUAUUAAAACAUCAAUAUUUUUUAAAAGAAUAUAUUUUAAAGAAAAUAUACUUUUGGAAGCAAAUAUAUAUAGUAUAUAUUGAUUUGUCAAACAUGUUUAAUGAAAGCAUUAUAAAUAAAAUUAUAUGCCCUGAUUCUA
Molecule: messenger RNA, 3926 nt
Organism: Thamnophis elegans (Western terrestrial garter snake)
Lineage: Eukaryota; Metazoa; Chordata; Lepidosauria; Squamata; Natricidae
Gene: DCDC2
Product: doublecortin domain containing 2
Exons: 12
Coding region: 289-1719 (476 amino acids)
Biological process (GO): neuron migration; regulation of cilium assembly; intracellular signal transduction
Cellular component (GO): microtubule; microtubule organizing center; kinocilium
Source: RefSeq, a predicted model, not a curated record